AUGAAGGUCGGGACGGUGCCACAUUACUCGUGGUUCGCGUCACCCGACCUGCAAGCGGCGUGCCCCAUCAGCAGCAUCGAGUUGCCGGCGCACACCCUGCGACACGCCGCACACAGCUGGCUGCCGGCGCCCGGGGAGGAGAGUAAACUCGGCGGUUCGCCCGUAUGGCAGGCGGGACGAUAUCUCCUGGGCCCAUCAUUAUGCCGCCACGCCAAUAUCAGUGUGAGAUCUAGGCGAGCACCGCGCGGACAGCACUACUCGCCCGAAGAGGAGCCCAAGUCGUGCUGCGGCGUCGUCGUCACGCAGACGGUUUCCAUCCGGUGGUUCAUCGUCAUGAUCGCCUUCGUGGGCGUCUGCUGCGCAGUCGUCGGGACUGUCCUGGGCGCGAUGAAGGCCAGCGGCAGGGAGCACCUCACCGUCUCACUCCUCAUGAUUGGCGUGGGCGUGGUGCUGAUCACGGUGAGCGGCGUGGCGUGGCGGCUGACGGCGCACGACGCCCCCUCCUGCCGCUCCAUGCUGGGCCUGGGCGGCGGCGACGCGGCGGGCGCAGAGCCCAACAGGCGGUUCGUGCCGCGGCUGCCCCCCUCCUACGGCCGGCCGCACCACCCCUACGCAGCCAUGAUGUACCCGGAGUUCCAGUACCGGCCGCCGCCGCCGUCGUACCAGGCCUCGAUGCAGGAGUACCGGCUGCGCCUGCUGCUGCUCGACCGCCAGCCGCAGGGACACAGCGCCGUCUCGCCGCCCCCGACCUACCGGUCGCAUGUCUCCUCCACCUUCAGGGCGCCUUUAGGACUGCGGCGGGAGGCGGCGUCUGCGGCGGACUACUCGCGGCCUCCCAGCUACAGGUCGCGUACCAGCUCCACCCGGCCGACCCUCGACCCCGGGGGCGGCGGGGGCGGUGGAGGAGGAGGAGGCGGCAGCCUGGUGGGCGGCGGGGGCGGCGCCCUGGGCCACGUCGACCACUCGCGAGACCCGUCGCUGUCGCUGAGCGAGUCCGCGGACAGCGGGAAGCUGCGCUUCGUGCUGGACCCGGCGGCGCCCGGCGGCAAGGACCUCGCCAACCUGGUCACCAUCGUGCAGACGGACGACAGCCCCGUCAUCGUCACCGUGUCCGGCUCCACCCCCAUCGUCACGGGCUCCUCGCCUGCCGGCCAGGGCGGGCACAGCGGCGGCAGCGGCAUCAACACCGAGAUGGAGAUACUCGCGCACCUCUGAUGGCGCUGUCCGACCGAGUGUGGCAGCGUCUGCCGCCAUUGUACGGGAGUGUGCAGAGAGUUGCAACGGAUCGUCUCGUACACACUCGUCAUUGAAUUAUCUGUUCCAAUGUAUACAUGUGACUUCACUAACGGACCAAAAAUAAGGAAGAGGCACAUUGCUGGAAGCUGACAGAAAAAAGUUGAUGGGUACUGAGCUCGUAACGAAAUUUGAUUGUGCUACGAUAAAACUCUAAAGUCACUCCGUCUGCUUCUGCAUGCAUCGUUUAAAGUCAACAUAGCAUCAACCCUCAAUCUCUUUAUAACAAUUAUAUAAAAAUAAAAGAGA
Messenger RNA from Schistocerca cancellata (South American locust), 1542 nucleotides. RefSeq lists its product as uncharacterized. The record is from RefSeq and is a predicted model, not a curated record. The transcript has 6 exons. The coding region runs from base 1 to 1215 and encodes 404 amino acids. Lineage: Eukaryota; Metazoa; Arthropoda; Insecta; Orthoptera; Acrididae.